AAAAUGGCAACGUCUACUACGUGGAGGUUUUCGUGCCGGUCGCCCGAAUUGAUUGCUCUCUGUUCCUAUUUAAGAUUUCAAGUUCAUUACUAUUUAUUAUAUUAACUGAGAUUUGCCAGAAAUAAGUCAGGUCCAAAGGUUUUGAUCUGAGUAGAGUUUCGCCAUGGGGACGUUUCAAGAAUAUAUUCAACAGAAUGAAGAUAGGGAUGGCGUACGAUUGUCAUGGAAUGUAUGGCCAUCAAGCAGAUUGGAGGCCACAAGGCUUGUUGUGAAUCUAGCAUGUUUGUAUACUCCGCUGAAAGAAAAACCUGAUUUGCCUGCAAUAACUUACGAUCCAGUUAUGUGCACACGAGGAAACUGUAAAGCCAUCUUAAAUCCUCUUUGCCAGGUUGAUUACAGAGGGAAAUUGUGGAUGUGUAACUUUUGCUUUCAAAGAAAUCCAUUUCCACCCCAGUAUGCCGGAAUUUCUGAGACGAAUCAGCCAGCAGAAUUGCAUCCACAGUUUUCAACUAUAGAGUAUACACUAACGAGAUCCCAAACUUUACCACCCAUAUUCCUCUUGGUGGUUGAUACGUGUAUAGAUGAAGAUGAGCUGAUAACACUAAAAGAGUCCUUACAAAUGUCUCUGUCUCUAUUGCCACCCAAUGCGUUGAUUGGAUUGAUUACCUAUGGAAAAAUGGUUCAGGUUCACGAACUGGGCUGUGAUGGAAUUGCCAAGUCCUAUGUUUUCCGUGGCACUAAGGAUUUUUCUGCUAAGCAAGUACAGGACAUGCUUGGACUUGGAAAGGGUGGUGGUGCAGCUGGUGGUGGUAAUGUUCCACCUGGCCAAAUGGGCCAACCUGGAAUGCCCGGAAUGCCUGGCCAACCGGGACCUGGAAUGCCUCCUGGAUCAGUCGGCCCCAUGGGUGGACCAAUGGGUACCCGAGGACCUGGCGGACAAUCUGUUCUUCCGCCCAGCCGUUUCUUGCAACCGGUUCACAAAUGUGACAUGUAUUUGACUGAUCUUCUCGGAGAGCUUCAGCGUGACCCUUGGCCGGUUUCUCAAGGCAAGCGUCCUCUGCGUUCAACUGGUUCAGCUCUUUCGAUUGCUGUUGGUUUGCUCGAGUGCACUUUUCCCAAUACCGGAGCUCGUGUAAUGCUUUUUGCUGGAGGUGCCUGUUCUCAGGGACCCGGCAUGGUUCUCAAUGAUGACCUGAAGCAACCCAUCAGAUCACAUCACGAUAUCGAUAAGGAUAACGCAAAAUUCAUGAAGAAGGCCACCAAACACUACGAGGCGUUGGCCAGCCGUGCUUGCACAAACGGCCAUGCGAUUGACAUCUAUGCUUGUGCACUUGAUCAAACUGGAUUAUUGGAGAUGAAAUCAUGCUGUAACACGACAGGCGGUCAUUUGGUGAUGGGAGAUUCCUUUGGCUCAUCGCUCUUUAAGCAAACGUUCCAGCGUGUUUUUGCCAAAGACGCCCGCAACGAGUACAAGAUGGCCUUUAACGCCCUGAUGGAAGUGAAAACGUCACGUGAGCUCAAAGUUUGUGGUACCAUUGGACCUUGCAUCUCGAUGAAUGUUAAAGGACCCAACGUAUCUGAAACUGAACUCGGCAUCGGCGGCACGUCACAAUGGAAGUUUUGCGCUUUAGGAACCAAUACAACACCUGCUGUGUUCUUUGAGGUGGUCAAUCAGCACGGCGCGCCUAUACCACAGGGGGGUCGAGGGCAUAUUCAGUUUAUUACGCAGUAUCAGCAUUCAAGCGGUCAAAAGCGCGUUCGAGUAACAACGAUUGCUCGUAACUGGGCGGAUGCCGCUGCCAAUUUGUCUCACAUAACGGCCGGUUUCGACCAGGAAGCGGCUGCCGUUCUCAUGGCUCGCCUGGCUGCCUUCCGCGCAGACUCUGAUGAAGGACCUGAUGUCCUUCGUUGGCUCGAUCGCAUGCUUAUUCGCUUGUGUCAGAAAUUCGGCGUAUAUUCGAAAGACGACCCCAACAGUUUCGUCAUUGGCGAAAACUUUUCUCUAUAUCCCCAGUUUAUGUUCCAUCUUCGUCGAUCGCAAUUCCUGCAAGUUUUCAACAACAGCCCAGAUGAAACAACCUUUUACAGGCACAUGCUCAAUCGUGAAGAUUUGACGCAAGCCCUCAUCAUGGUACAGCCUAUCCUGUACAGCUACAGUUUCCACGGACCACCCGAGCCAGUCUUGUUGGAUACGUCGUCAAUCAUGCCCGAUCGCAUCUUGUUGAUGGAUACAUUUUUUCAGAUUGUCAUUUAUCAUGGCGAGACUAUCGCCCAAUGGCGGGCGUUGGGUUAUCAGAAUGCGCCCGAAUACGAAAACUUUAAGCAGCUACUGCAGGCGCCGAUUGACGACGCACAGGAUAUUUUGCAAUCGCGAUUCCCUAUGCCGCGUUACAUUGACACAGAGCAUGGUGGCUCGCAAGCUCGUUUCCUCCUCUCCAAGGUCAAUCCGUCACAGACUCACAACAACAUGUUCACAUACGGCGGCGGGUCGGCGCCCAAUAAUUCGGAUGGUGGAGCGCCAGUGUUGACAGAUGACGUCAGUUUGCAGGUCUUCAUGGAACAUCUGAAGAAAUUGGCCGUUUCGUCGACCGCUUAGGAAAUGAAACUAAAGGAAUCAAAUGCCCAUGAUAGAUUUGAUAAAAAUUAAAACAAGAAAAAAAUCGGUUUAGAAUUUAUAAUGAGAUUUGAAAGAAGUUUAUACGUCAUCGGCAAGGAGUCAUGACUCCUCACUGUUUCGGUUGAAAACCAUUUUUUUUUUGUCCAUUUAUUCUUCACGCUGCUCAGCUUGUACCGUUCCACAUGUUUGGGGCUUUAUCGUAAAUAAAUAUGCUGUUUCCAA
Daphnia pulex (common water flea) is the source of this 2839-nucleotide messenger RNA. RefSeq names its product protein transport protein Sec23A-like (gene Sec23). Gene Ontology annotation, biological process: COPII-coated vesicle budding; intracellular protein transport; endoplasmic reticulum to Golgi vesicle-mediated transport. The record is from RefSeq and is a predicted model, not a curated record. NCBI's taxonomy places the organism in Eukaryota, Metazoa, Arthropoda, Branchiopoda, Diplostraca, Daphniidae. Gene Ontology annotation, cellular component: COPII vesicle coat; endoplasmic reticulum exit site. The transcript is spliced from 13 exons. Gene Ontology annotation, molecular function: zinc ion binding; GTPase activator activity. Bases 164 to 2596 code for a protein of 810 amino acids.